CCAAAUAACAUUACAGUACAAUCUUUUAAUUUUCAAAAAGAAAAAAAAGUCAAGACUAAAAAUGGGCUAAUUACCAUCUUACCCUUCUUCCUCCUCUCUCUCUCUCUCUCUUGCUUCCAUUUUUCUCCUUCCUUCCUUCCCGCACGCACGCACGCACCUACCCUCCUCCGCCAUCGAUCGUGCUCCGAUCUGCGCCGCCGAGCCGGACCUCCGCGCGGCGACGGCGGCGGCUUUCCGGCCGGCGAGAGGGCCCUCGUGGGCGGCACGUCGUGGACCACGGCCCCCGCCCAGCGUUAGCCCCUUCCCCCCUGCGCUCGCUGGGUCCUUUGCUCGAUCGCUUCUCGAUUCCCCGGGUCGCCUGCGUCGAUCUCCAUCCCGCGGGGACGAGCAGCUGCGCCGGCAUCCGCUGCUUCCGACGCAUCCUCGCUUCGCUGGAAAAUUUGGUGGGCCCUGAAGAAAGUAGUGAAUUCUGAUUGGAUUGGUUGAUUUCUGGUUCAUCCAUCCUAAAUGUGGUUUGCAUUUUCAGGGAGAUAUGUGUUUGUCAUGCUCAAAAUGAGGUGGUAAGGGGAUAAUCUACAUGCAAUGCUGGGUGGUAAAAAGGUUCACUCUAGGAGAGAUUGGUUUAAACCAUUGCUUCAAUGAACAUCAUACUAGAACUCAACCAUCUCAAGCAGGUCAGCUUGCCGACGCGGCCUGUCGUUUGCAAAGGCCUUUUUAUAGUGAUUGCGCUUAUUGUGCUGAGGGCAAUCGUAUCCCCGUUUCUCGCCGUUAACCCGUCCGAGAAGGAGGGUUUUUACGAUCCGACAGCCGAUUUGCUGCCUGGGAUUAGGCGAGGCAAGUUCAUUGAGGUUCCACAGAUUAUAUGGGGAUUGAACAAUCAGAAGAUUGCGUUUGCCAGGGCGUGCUUGACUGCGAGAUUCCUGAACCGGUCUCUGCUCAUGCCUAGUUUGAGUGCUUCGCUUUUCUACAAAGAGGUUGACUUGCUGCGACCAAUCACUUUCGACAAGGUGUUUGACUUUACCAAGUUCAACGCCCGUUGCCAGGGGUUCGUAAGGUUAGCUCGCUAUUCAGAAGUUUCUAAUCAAACCAAGCCUUUCAAACUCCAAAAGGGAAGUGGUAGGAGGUGGACCGUGGAGAAAGACUUGGAUCAGCUACUACAGUACAGAAGGGGUGAGGCAGAUGACUCUGAAGUCAUUGAAAUCAUCGGGAAACAUCCAUUUUUGUGGCCUGAUCACUGGCCAGUGAAAGACUAUGCCAGAAUUUUCGAUUGCCUUGCGUUAGUUCCGGAGAUAGAAACUGAAGUGGUUAAGGCCAUAUCCAAGAUUAGAGAGGCAGGCAUAAAAGCAAGACAUGAGGCUGGUAUUUCUCAUAAUAAGCACGUGAAAGAUGGUACAAUGAAUCCACCAGUGCCAUACAUUGCCGUCCACAUGAGAAUAGAAAAGGAUUGGAUGAUCCAUUGCAAGAAAUGGGAGCAGCGUUCCAAUUCAAAGGAAAUUUGCAGCAGUAAAGAAGAGAUCAUUCAUAAGGUCUCACAGAUCACUGAUCUACGUAGGCCAGUUGUGGUUUAUCUUGCAGUAGCUGACAGCCUUCUAGAAGAUGAUUCAAUAACUAGCGGUUGGAGGGUGGGUAUGGUUGCUUUUGAGAAGAAGAGACUUGGAGUUACUGACAUCUACAAUAGGCAACCUUAUCUUAUAAAGUCCGCUAUUGACUUUGAGGUAUGUGCGAGAGCGGAUGUGUUUGUAGGCAAUAGCUUCUCAACAUUUUCCAACCUUGUGGUGCUGUCAAGAACACAAAGGCUAUAUAACAUGGGAGAGGCAAGCUCAUGUGGAGAGAAUGUCGGGCUUUCAUCCUAUGCCUACAAUGUUAUUGGAGACGAUGGCGGGCCACAGAGAUGGAUGACAGAUAUGUCAGACACAAGCCUCCAAAACUUGAGUUACGGAACGAACAAUAUCUCAUGCCACUGACUUAUGACAUAAAACACUUGACUGAACACGAUCACACACACAAGGAUAAUUCUUGGGAGAAUUUUAGCUACAAACAGAGGAACAUGUUAGAAGGUUGAUAUUGGCUGCCACACUUGAGAGAGACUUUGGCCAAGAAUUGUCUGCAGACCUUUGUGAGUGUAUACAAAAACUGUUCUCUGAAGAACAUUGACUUGUAUUGAACAGUCUUUAGUUUGUAAAGUUAAAUGUUGUGUGUUACUUUGUCUUCCUCCGUAACUUUUAAUGUUAUGGUUUCAAAAGAGCAGCUUCAUACUGGAA
Molecule: messenger RNA, 2261 nt
Organism: Oryza sativa Japonica Group (Japanese rice)
Lineage: Eukaryota; Viridiplantae; Streptophyta; Magnoliopsida; Poales; Poaceae
Product: O-fucosyltransferase 23
Biological process (GO): pollen-pistil interaction
Source: RefSeq, a predicted model, not a curated record